Molecule: messenger RNA, 1569 nt
Organism: Cataglyphis hispanica
Lineage: Eukaryota; Metazoa; Arthropoda; Insecta; Hymenoptera; Formicidae
Exons: 5
Coding region: 633-1187 (184 amino acids)
Source: RefSeq, a predicted model, not a curated record
UAUUUGUUUCAUACACGUUAUAAAUACAAAGAAAUUUACUGCAUCUGUUGUUAUUCGUCUCUCUUUUGGUUCACGAUAAUGUAAAAAUAAAAUAAUGCCAUUAAUCGACCAGCCGCAGAAGUAUACGCGAUCAUAAUCUGUUUAACUUUCCCCCCUCUAACGCGUUGUCUAUAUAAAAAUCGCGCAAUUAUAUUUAAUCGGCACAUGACCGACGCACAGAAGUAUUUCAGCGUUCGCAAGAACAUUUCGAGUAACUUCACCAGACUUGAGGCGCGAAUCACGAUUCCUGUGUCUUCUUGACACCCCCGGCGACGACAUCGAUUCCUUCGACGAGAUACUUCGUGGCCGUCGUGACGUAGUCGUGGCAAGAGAAGCGGCGAGAACUUUGUGAGCUAUCCAAAGUCGCUUUUUCGUGACGCGAUCCACGAGACAACAGCUGAUAUCUCGUUCGAGGCAUAUAAUUAUACUUCGCGAGAAACGUCAUUACUUUGCGAAAAUUUGCAGAAGUAAAACCGCUCUUCACGCUAAAAGUUAAUCGCAAAAUUAGAUGAGGAGUGUCUCUUCCUCGAAGAAAAUAAUUCACAAGUAUUGCAACGUGUGUAUUUACGCAGCUGAGGACUUUUGACCUAACCAUGAGAAGCAUUUCGUCGGAAUCGUUUUUAUUUCUCUUUACUUUGAAGUUAUUUGUCUUAAUGGGAAACGCAUACCCAGUCAUCGAUAACGAAGAGAUUGUUAAAAAUAAUAGUAUAAAAAGCGCAAAUGUUCCGAUAGAAGAUGCAGUAUCGGUUACACCUUAUACAUGUGUAUAUAUACCGUCGCAUCUGGAUUCAUGUAAAUUUAAUGGUUAUGAAAAAACCAAAGGAAAUCUUCGGAAUCUGGCACAAACAUUAUCAGAGAAAAAAAGGCGCGAAUUAUCGAAAAAUAAUACAAAAUUCUACGCACAUUCACCGAUGCAUCUUUCAGGAAUAGACAAGCGCGUAAAUACUAUAAUAUAUGAAAUACAAAGAUGCGUACCGUCAAGAUUGCCGUUUAUUUUGCCUCGGUGCACAGAUGAAGAUCUUGCCAACAAGGAGAGCGAGAUUCAUCAGCUCUAUCCCUUCGUGAUAAACGGUUUUUCAAAGCCAAUUUAUGAAUUUCCAAUGUAUAAUUUUUCUACACAAAAUCGAAAAAUAUCAAAAUCUGCAUGAUUUAUGACGUAUAUUUGAGUGAAUCGAUCGACUUGCAGCCAUUAGUCAUUAAGCAUAUCUAAUCCUCAUAAUAUUAAACAAAAAGAACACACUUGUUGUCUUUCAUAAAAUUCUCAUCUUUAAACAGAGGUGUCUAAUGUGAAUGAAUCAGAAAGAAACGCACAUAAGCACGCGUUCUCAUACAUAAGAAUGAAAAAAUGUAUAUGUUUUAUAGAGAUAAACGAUUGUAAAAAUUAAUUGAAAAAAUGAUUGGAGAUGUUCAAUCUAAUAUAAGACUGGGUAAUGAGUUGAAAGUAACAAUGAAAACUGCUUUCGCAAUAAGUAACAAUCAAUUAUUUUUAGCAAUAGAUUGUAAGAAAUAAUAUAAAGAUAAUAUUAAUAA